Molecule: messenger RNA, 1443 nt
Organism: Merops nubicus (carmine bee-eater)
Lineage: Eukaryota; Metazoa; Chordata; Aves; Coraciiformes; Meropidae
Product: transcription initiation factor TFIID subunit 5-like
Exons: 6
Coding region: 1-1443 (480 amino acids)
Biological process (GO): transcription initiation at RNA polymerase II promoter
Cellular component (GO): transcription factor TFIID complex
Molecular function (GO): RNA polymerase II general transcription initiation factor activity; protein binding
Source: RefSeq, a predicted model, not a curated record
AUGACUUAUUUUGGCAAUGUUAGUAGUUUCUUCCUUCACACUUGGAAUCCUAAUGGAAUUAGACACCGUGUUAAAUACCUUAUAGCCAACUGUUGGCAGGGAAAAUGCAAAAAGUGGCUGAAGGUGCUGGGAGAACUGGCUGUUGGACUAGAACGUGCUGCCACCCUCUCACUUGUGUUGUUUAAGCUUAGUGCUGAAGAAGCACAGGACUUGGUGUCACGUUUUGCUCAGAACGCUUCACCUUACCGGGAGAGAGCUGCCAGCCACUGUAUGGCUGCUAGCUCUUCCUGGCUGUCUCACAAACUCUUGUUAUAUGCUGAUGCUUUUGCAGUUGGAGGAGGUGUUGUUGUGGAAGAUCAGCCAGAUGUGAGUGCAGUAUUAUCUGCCUACAAUCAACAGGGAGACCCCACGCUCUAUGAAGAAUACUACAGUGGAUUAAAACACUUCAUUGAGUGUUCCUUGGACUGUCACCGAGCAGAACUGUCUCAGCUGUUUUAUCCUCUCUUUGUGCACAUGUACUUGGAAUUGGUCUACAAUCAACAUGAGAGUGAAGCAAAGUCGUUUUUUGAAAGAUUUCAUGGGGAUCAGGAGUGCUAUUACCAGGACGACCUGCGUGUAUUAUCUAGCUUAACCAAAAAAGAACAUAUGAAAGGGAACGAGACCAUGCUGGAUUUCCGAACAAGCAAGUUCGUGCUGCGGAUUUCCCGCGACUCUUAUCAGCUCUUGAAAAGGCAUCUUCAGGAAAAGCAGAACAAUCAGAUCUGGAACAUUGUUCAGGAACACCUUUACAUCGAUAUCUUUGAUGGCAUGCCUCGCAGUAAACAACAGAUAGAUGCUAUGGUUGGAAGUUUGGCUGGGGAGGCAAAACGAGAGGCUAAUAAAGCAAAGGUUUUCUUUGGCUUAUUGAAAGAACCAGAAUUUGAUGUGCCUUUGGAUGAUGAAGAUGAAGAAGGAGAAAAUGAGGAAGGAAAGCCAAAGAAGAAAAAACCUAAAAAAGAUAGUGUAGGGUCAAAAAGUAAAAAGCAAGACCCUAAUGCUCCUCCCCAAAACAGAAUCCCUCUGCCUGAACUGAAAGACUCAGACAAGUUGGAUAGAGUGAUGAAUAUGAAGGAAGCUGCAAGGCGUGUGCGCCUUGGCCCUGAGUGCCUGCCCUCCAUCUGUUUCUACACGUUCCUUAAUGCUUACCAGGGUCUGACUGCAGUGGAUAUUACAGAUGACUCUAGCAUGAUUGUGGGAGGCUUUGCCGACUCUACUGUGCGAGUGUGGUCCGUGACUCCAAAAAAGCUACGUAGUGUGAAAACAGCAGCAGACCUCAGUCUCAUCGACAAAGAAUCAGAUGAUGUCUUGGAGAGGAUCAUGGAUGAGAAAACAGCAAGUGAGUUGAAGAUUUUAUAUGGUCACAGUGGACCUGUCUAUGGCACCAGCUUCAGUCCUGAUAGGUAA